GUCUGGCUGGAAGAGGCGAGGCGAGGCUCCUCCGUCGAGGGGACGGGACGCAGAAGCGCGCCGGAGAGGAGCAGGCGGCGUCCAGAGCAGCAGCAGCGGCAGCUACCCCUCCGUCGGGGCGAGGAAGCCAAAUCCAAGUCCAGCCUCUCCAUCGGGCUGCGGGAGCCUGGAGGGAGCGCUCGCCUGUCUGGAUCCAGCGGCGGCGGCGGCGGCGGAGAAAGAGGCUCCGAGCAAACGCCGAGGAGAAGUCGCCCGGCCAGGGGCUUUGAAGGGACCAUCUUUUGGCUGUGAUCCCCGUGCCAAGGAGCAAAGCUAACUAUGAGGGAUGCACAUUCUCCUUGGUCCAUGACUAAAUUGAUUUGCCUCCCUUGGAUGAGCCUGAUCUUUCUGGAGGGCUGCAGCCCAAAAGUUCUGGAGAAGACAUUUGAACAAUGGAUGAGGUAUAAAGAUGAGUGCUUGAAGAAGAUAGCAAGUGAUCCUUACCCUUCAGGGCUGUUUUGCAAUCGGACGUUUGACAUGUAUGCAUGCUGGCCAGAUGGGAGUCCCGGGACCAUCGUCAAUGUCUCCUGCCCUUUUUAUUUGCCCUGGUAUGAGAAAGUUAAACAUGGUACGGUGAGCCGCAAGUGUGGGCCUGAUGGCCACUGGGCGAUGCUGAAUGGGACAGAGCUCUGGAGGGACCAUUCCCAGUGCAAGGAAGAGGUGGAUGGCAACACUGGAGAGGAAUCAUCCUACCGCCUGAUGGUCAGCUUCAAGGUCCUCUACACCGUGGGCUACUCCCUCUCUCUGCUGGCCCUGGUCUUGGCUCUGCUCAUCCUGACGGUCUUCAGGAAGCUUCGCUGCACCCGGAACUACAUCCAUGCAAACCUCUUCGCCUCCUUCGGGCUACGGGCCAUCUCUGUGAUUGUGAAGGAUGCAUUGCUGGAGCAGAUGUGGAGAAGGGAGACGUUCCAGGUGUCCGACUGGGAGGCCUUGCUGAGCCAUGAGGCUGCGAUUGGUUGUCGAGUGGCUCAAGUCGUGAUGCAGUACUGUAUUCUGGCCAAUCAUUAUUGGUUUCUUGCGGAGGCGGUCUACCUGUACAAGCUUCUGAUUGGAGCUGUGUUUUCAGAGAAGAAUUACUACACUCUGUACCUGUACUUGGGCUGGGGAACCCCUGUGGCUUUUGUGGUGCCGUGGAUGGCUGCCAAGUACCUGAAGGAGAAUGCAGAGUGCUGGGCAUUGAACGAGAACAUGAAUUACUGGUGGAUUAUUCGCAUCCCUAUUUUGCUAGCAUCUGUGAUCAACCUGCUGAUCUUCAUGCAGAUCCUCAAAGUGAUCCUGGCCAAGCUGCGAGCCAAUCAGAAGGGCUAUGCAGACUACAAACUGCGGCUGGCCAAAGCCACCCUCACCCUUGUCCCUCUCUUUGGGAUCCAUGAAGUAGUCUUCAUUUUUGUCACAGACGAGCAAACUACAGGAGUGCUGCGCUACAUCAAAGUCUUCUUCACUCUCUUCCUCAACUCCUUUCAGGGAUUCCUGGUUGCUGUCUUGUAUUGCUUUGCAAAUAAGGAGGUGAAAUCUGAAAUGAAGAAGAGGUGGCAGCUUUGGAAACUGGACCACCCUGCCCUCUGCUGCACCCAGUAAGAGGAAAUUGGGGACGCCAAGAGCUCCUUAAGACAGCGAUUGAUGCUCUGUCCUAUGAUGCUGCACCUGGCAUUCUCAGAUGGCCACAGAGUGCUUGGGGCAAUGGUGGUGGUGAUGGUCACAGCUUUGUUGGAGGACCACAGGCAACGUUCUGAAAAAGGGGGCAGAGGUUAUUUCUACCAGUUGGGCAAAACAUAGAAAUUGACAUUGCUGGCUUACAGCACCCAGAUGAUGAUAAACCAGCCAUGAAAGGGCAUUAGGAAGUGCCAAAGAGCCUGAUGGAGGGUGUGCAUAACGCUGCAGAAGGAAUCCUGAAGCUCCAGGAAUUAGCGAGGGAUGUGUGCGUGUCUAGCUCUAUGGUACAGCAUCUGCUUUGAAUGGAGAAGGUCCAGGUUCAAUCCCCAGGAUCUCCAGAUAGGGCAGGAUGAGACCCCAUUGGAAAUCUUGGAGAGCCACUGCCCAGCCAGAGUAGGCAAUACCAGAUGAAGAAAUGGUUUGACUUGGGAUAAGGGAGCUUCCUGUGUUCCACGUCUCAAAACCAACUCAGGAUUCAGCUUUGGUAGGAUGGCAGUCCAUCCUAGGAGAUCACCAAGGGCCUUAAUACUGUCCUCUACCACCUGUUCCCAUUGUUCAGCAUCUGCUAUCUACCUUCAAGCUUUUCAUAGAGGUAUAUUCUGUACCAGAGAAAAGAAGUCCUCCUCUCUCAACUAUGAAGGCUACAGGCUUCUAGGCCAAGAUCAAGAUAGCCUUGCAGACACAGGCACUGAGAUCCCUCUUCAGUUUUGUUUCUGAAGAUGCCAGAGCAAGAAACCCAUUGAGGACUCCUUCAGGGGACGUCAUAGCUCUGUAGCCCAGGCAUUGGCCAGCCUGACUCAGUGUGGGAACUCUGCAACGCUCUCCUCAGCUAUGACUGAGCCCAGUGGUUUGGCUCCAAAGAGGCUAUUUCUGGGGAGUCAAGAGGAUUGUGCUUCGCUCAGCUUCUGCAUGAGGUCCCUGUGCUCAUUAAAAAGCACAAGCUUUUCACUUUGCAAGGCGCACUGUUAACAUUGGGAGAAUUCAGAGUACUUUCCCUGUACACGCUGACCUUCUCGGGCUUCACGCAACCAGCAGUGGACGCACUUUGCAUCUCAAACAACUCCUCCUGCCUCUUUUCCCCUUUGGGCAGCUCUGAAGGUUUUCUUUGGCUGCCCAGUGCGUGCGGGACGAUGGUCAUUCUUCAUAUACUACCAUCUAUCCAUAUAUGACACUUUGCAAAUAACAGGUCCAUGGCUCC
Molecule: messenger RNA, 2890 nt
Organism: Podarcis raffonei (Aeolian wall lizard)
Lineage: Eukaryota; Metazoa; Chordata; Lepidosauria; Squamata; Lacertidae
Product: glucagon receptor-like
Exons: 14
Coding region: 319-1617 (432 amino acids)
Biological process (GO): adenylate cyclase-modulating G protein-coupled receptor signaling pathway; cell surface receptor signaling pathway
Cellular component (GO): plasma membrane
Molecular function (GO): peptide hormone binding; glucagon receptor activity
Source: RefSeq, a predicted model, not a curated record